Sycon ciliatum is the source of this 3311-nucleotide messenger RNA. Its product is annotated as protein kinase C-like 1B. Gene Ontology annotation, molecular function: diacylglycerol-dependent serine/threonine kinase activity; ATP binding. Gene Ontology annotation, biological process: peptidyl-serine phosphorylation; intracellular signal transduction. Bases 293 to 2200 code for a protein of 635 amino acids. Lineage: Eukaryota; Metazoa; Porifera; Calcarea; Leucosolenida; Sycettidae. The record is from RefSeq and is a predicted model, not a curated record. The transcript has a single exon.
UUCCUACAACCGUGACAACCGACCCCAAAUGCUUGUGUGCGAAGUUUUGCUGCUGGAAGGCCAAAGGUCUGACUCUUUGUUGGAAGGCGCUCAUGUGGGCUACCUGUUUGCCAAUGCGUGUGCCGUUUUCUUUCGCAGUGUUUCGAGACUAACCUCGUAAGGUUGUAGACUAGAGUUAUCUUUUGCCAAGUCCCGAGUCCUGAUCCCCUCUUUGUAGCAGAGGCAGUGGUGGAUUUUGUUAGUUUCCUUUUCUGCACUGCUUGUCGGAGUACGGGAGCAAAAAGGAACAACAAUGGCGAGCAGUGGAGUGUUGAAAGUAAAGAUCUGUGAAUUGGACGUGUCUGCAUCGUCGCCCGCUCUUGGUGUGGUUGUCACGGUCGACGGGCAGUAUGUGUCCCAAACUGGCCAGGUUCCGGCCAACAGUGAGGGAAAGUUCAUCUUCCAAGAAGAAUUCGAGGAAAUCAUCGACGGCGCCAGUAAGAUCGCCUUCCGUGUGAUCACGAAAUGUGAGAGCUCUCAGUCGGGUGGUGUGGCUGAGGGCAAUGCAGAGAUCGCCUCGGUCGCGGGAAAGACCACCAAGGUCUCCCUGCAGCCGUCCGGAUCGCUGACCAUCACGGUGAAUCUGGGCCAAAUUGAAGGCAGCGUAUCGAGAAAUUUCAAGGAGCGUGGAGCUGAGCUGGAACGGCGGCGCGGAGCCGUCCGCCGUAAGGUCCACCAGGUCAACGGGCACAAAUUCGUGGCUCGGUUUUUCCGCCAGCCCACAUACUGCUCGCACUGCCAUGAGUUCAUCUGGGGUCUUGGAAAGCAGGGUUACCAGUGUGAUGUUUGCCUGCAAGCUGUGCACAAGAAGUGCCAUGACCAAGUACACACCGUCUGCAAGGAACUCAAGGAGGAGGAGAACGACCCCAGCAUGAUCAAGGAGCAUUCGUUCGUUGCGCACACGUACAAGAGCCCGACGUUCUGCGACCACUGCGGCUCGCUGCUGUACGGCCUGAUGAAGCAGGGCGUCAAAUGCAAGUUGUGCAAGAUCAACAUCCACCACCGCUGCAUCGAGAUCACGCCACAGAACUGCGGCAUCAAGCAGGCCGAUAUCCUGUCCAUGCGAUCGGACGACGCAGCAUCCGUCAUGACAGCGGCAACGACAGACUCCGGCGUUGUCGCCUCGCCAACCACCGGCCGCAAGAGCUGCAAAUACGGCAUCGACGCCUUUAAUCUGCUGAAGACUCUGGGCAAGGGCAGUUUCGGCAAGGUGAUGCUUGCUGAGAUGAAGGGCACCAAUGAAGUGUACGCCAUCAAGGUGCUGAAAAAGGACGUGGUGAUCAACGACGACGACGUCGAGUGCACCAUGAUCGAGAAACGGGUGCUGGCCAUGGCCGGUAACCAUCCGUUCUGCACGAAACUGCACAGCUGCUUCCAGAACGCCAGCAGCCUGUUCUUCGUCAUGGAGUACAUCAACGGUGGCGACCUCAUGUUCCACAUGCAGCGCUCGCACCGCUUUGACGAGCCGCGCGCCCGCUACUACUCGGCGGAGAUCGUGUGCGCGCUGCUGUACCUGCACACGGCGGGCAUCAUCUACCGCGACCUCAAGCUGGACAACGUCAUGCUGAGCUGCGAGGGACACAUCAAGAUCGCCGACUUUGGCAUGUGCAAGGAGAACAUCAUCGACGGUGCCACCACAUCCACGUUCUGCGGCACUCCCGACUACAUUGCGCCGGAGAUCAUUGAGGAGAUGGACUACAACGCGUCCGUGGACUGGUGGGCCCUGGGCGUCCUGAUGUACGAGAUGCUGGCCGGCCAGGCGCCGUUCGAGGGCGACGACGACGACGAGCUCUUCAACAACAUCCUGCACGAGCAGGUCCUCUACCCGUCCUGGAUCAGCAAGGGGGCCGUGAGCAUCCUGCGCGGCUUCCUGACGCGGCCGGUCCACAAGCGUCUCGGCUGCACGCCCGCAGGUGGUGCUGCCAUCAAGUCCCAUCCGUUCUUCAGCGCCAUCAGCUGGGAGCGGCUCGAGAAGGGCGAGAUUAAGCCGCCGUUCGUGCCACAGCUCAAGUCCAAGGCCGACACUGGCAACUUCGACACUGAUUUCACCAACGAGGCCGCCGCUAUCAGCCCCAUUGAUCAGAGCAUCAUCGCCUCGAUCAACCAGAAUGAGUUCAAUGGCUUCACCUUCACCAAUGCUGAUGUCAUACUGUCGCAGUAGAGCUGCACUCGUUUAUUGAGCCUGCCAGCACUACACACGGUAUCCGUGUUUGAUUCUGCGGCAGUGCUCUGCGGCCAAGUACUAGUAGUCAUUGUGUGAGCCUCACCUUGCCUAUCGGUGUGUGUGUGUGCGUAUUGGUCUACAUGACGGUGGUGUAUCUUUGCACCGGUGUGCCGCAGUGAGCUUCAGGUUGCUGAGCAAACAUACAGCUGUAUCGUAGCAACUUCCUCUCUGUCUGCCUUGCUCUCUGUCGCUGUUUCGUUGUGGUUGUUGUUGUUGUUAUUGUUGUUGUUGUUGUUGUUUGUCGGUGUCCUUUUCUCAGCUACUUGUUUUCAUACCUCCAAUCCUAUGCUUGCACAGCUUGUAGAUUUGCUGUAUUUCUCCUGCCGUUGAGAUAAUAGAGCCUGGUUUAUCGCACUCCAUUGCAGGUUGGUUUGUGUAUUCUAUUUUUUUUAAUUCGUUGACCGGUGCUUGCCUGUCAGAACCCUCUGCUGCUUAUAGUGGCUGCAGCUCCCCCCCCCCCCCCCCCCCCCCGGUUUGUAGCUCUUUGUAAACGCUGAUUUUGAAUGCCAGACGUUUGUUCUCCAGCGGCAACUGUCGUCCCGCUCGAGCGUUCCCAGUCUGCCCAGCGGUGAUGUUGAUCGUAUUGCCGCUUCCAUGUGCAAGCUACUUUGUCAGCAAAACCUUCUGCUCCACACAUCGCUGUGUGCCACAUGCGCACACACACUCUCUCUCUCUCUAUCUCUCUCUCUCUCUCUCUCUCUCUCUCUCUCUCUCUCUCUCUUCACACUCACACUCAUGAUAGAAAUUUAGUGCCAUAACAUUAUCUCUUUGCUUGAUCAAUUCCAACUCUCUCCUCCCUCUGUCUAUUAAGUAUUAUACUGCUAAUGAUGAUGUAGCAAGAUGACCAUUGAUUCUGUUAAUUUUGUAUUUUGAAAGCAUUCCAUAGAUUCUAGAAUCACCGACUGAGCAUUAUUUAUUUUGUGAAUUCGUCAUAGAGUAUGUAAUUGUAAUAAUUCAGUAUUUUCAAGACUUAUCACUUGCACUAGUUCUUGUCCUUUCUAUCCGGUAUAUCCCUGUCAGACGUUACCAGUGUAUUUUUUCAACCUGA